UCACCGGAAGUGAUGACUUUCGGAAGUUACUCAUUCGGAAUAUCUUGGUAGUUUUCUUUGGAAUCUCACAUGUGAAAGAAAGAUGACAACAACUUUCUCAAAUCCCUCUCAAUUGUUGCCUCUAGAGUUGGUGGAUAAAUGUAUUGGAUCUCGAAUUCAUAUAAUCAUGAAAAAUGACAAAGAAAUAGUUGGAGUGUUACUGGGUUUUGACGACUAUGUCAACAUGGUGCUAGAAGAUGUUACAGAAUUUGAGAGCACUCCAGAAGGAAGAAGAGUUACAAAACUUGAUCAAAUUUUGUUGAAUGGGAACAACAUCACAAUGUUGGUGCCUGGAGGAGAGGGCCCAGAGACAUAAGGGAGGAUUCUGUCAUGUAAUUCAGGGAGGGACAUCAUUCACAAGACAUUCAUACCAUGGGAAACAUUUCACCAUCUGUUACUUCAUGAUUAAAAUUAAAAAUAUGUUUUUGCAGAAA
Messenger RNA from Saccostrea cuccullata (small rock oyster), 473 nucleotides. Its product is annotated as U6 snRNA-associated Sm-like protein LSm5. Gene Ontology annotation, molecular function: RNA binding. The coding region runs from base 83 to 355 and encodes 90 amino acids. The transcript is spliced from 5 exons. Gene Ontology annotation, biological process: mRNA splicing, via spliceosome. Gene Ontology annotation, cellular component: Lsm1-7-Pat1 complex; U4/U6 x U5 tri-snRNP complex; U6 snRNP. Lineage: Eukaryota; Metazoa; Mollusca; Bivalvia; Ostreida; Ostreidae. The record is from RefSeq and is a predicted model, not a curated record.